UCUAACAAAUACAACGUGAGGGUGUGGGUACCUGCUGUGGAAUGCACAUACCCAUGGACGUGUCCUCUGCACUCGCCGACCUCACAACACAAUGAAACUAAGUCCAACAGUCGUAUUAACUCGUCAUUUACCGAACACGCUUGUCGAUAAGGAAAUUUCAUGCUUUCGCUCAGUCAUUCACAGAUUUGGCGAUGUUUGGCGAUGUUUCUCGCUCACUGACGAGCGUAUCGCCCUGGAUCAUAUAUGCGCAUGAACUGAAAACUUCCAGCAUUGCUUUGGUUCUGGUGUGAAAAACAUGAUGAGGAUAACUUAUGGCUUGCUGGCGUCUGGGUACAGUUUGAAUGAUAUUUUAUCAAUUUACUGCUGUGCUACUGUUUAGCCGUGGAGGUCUGUGACCUCGGUUUCUCCAGCCGGAGUGGCCGGUAUAGACAGCUGACCCAAUCACAUGAGAUUACUCCCUCGACACGCGCAUUCGCUUCCUCAUGCGCUCCGGGGGUUGUAAAGGGACGGAGGGAGAUGAGACAGGAGGGUGUGACCGAGGACUGACUCACUCCACGUGGGUAGAACACCAUCGUUGUGCAGGAUACGAGUGACAGUCACCGUCCUAUAUGUGCCCCGGUCUGUGUUUGCCCCACCGGGAAGGAAGUUUAGCAAGCCUAACUUGUAAGUGUUAUUGAUAGAGUUAUAGCCACUUAGAGAGAGUUGUGUCAUUAUUUGUGUCAACAUGUUUGUGAAUUUGUCAUAUUGAAACUAAACACGGGCCGAUAUCCAGAUUAAACAAAGAAGAUGUCACCGACAAUAAAACAGCUACAUUAAACAGUGAUUAAACGAUACAUUCGUCCGGGAAUGGCAUCGAGAGCACGGCUAAUACAUGGGAUGAUUCCAUUUUGAAAUCGCUUCAUCAUUGCGGGCAGGCGGAUUCUCAGGGCGGAGUUCAGUCGGCGGUUGAUGUGUGGGGAACUCUGACAGCUUCCGUGAAUUCCACAACUGCUGGAGUAUGUACUACCGUUUUGAAAGCCGGCGUGAGUAACGACUUUGCAGUAGUGUACAUGACGUCGUUUCACCAUGGAGUUAACGACUACCGCUUUUCUUGCAACCCCCGAGUACACGCCCAACAGUACGUAUAUUGAAUCCAACACGAGCCAUGUCGUCGAGUCAGACCGUGGACUAAAUGUAGUAGACGCUGUCGUUAUUGUCGUGCAGCUGUUGCUGUCCGUCGUCAUCAUCGGCGGUAACGUACUCACCAUCUUAGCUGUGAAGCGGACACCACGGCUCCACACAGUGCCCAACAUGUAUGUCGUGUCUCUCGCCUUCGCUGACUUAAUCGUGGGCAUAGUCCUGCCCUUGUAUGCUGUGAAAAUGUUUCCAGGGAUGGAGGACCUGUAUAAUGAUAACAAAUACCUCUGCCUCAGCCACCCGGUGGUGCUAAUUGUGUCUGCAGGGUGUUCAAUGGUGUCCAUGGUCCAGAUCUCCGUGGAUCGUCUCAUCUACAUCGUCUACCCCUUAAGGUAUGAAUACAUUGCAACAGCUCGCCGAGCUAGGAUAGUCAUCGGGACCACCUGGGCAGUGUGUCUCUUCUAUGGUACUCUCCCCUUAUACUAUAACAGAUGGGACGGUGUGAAGCCAUGCGAUGUGUUUACUAUCUUACACACAGAGUACCAGAUACAUGGCCAAGUCACUAUAUUCUGCGUCUGUUGUGUGGUAGCGGGGGCUAGUUAUGGGUACAUCUUCAAGAUAUCACACCAACAGCGGAAGGCAAUGCUGGAUGUCACUCGCCAGAGCAUUGAGACAGACACCCGGGUCGUGGUGUCCACCUUUAAGAGAGAAUGGCCAAUGAUCAAAAUGUUUUUUCUAGUGUUUGGUGUGUUCUUUGUCUGUUGGUUUCCCUCAAUGGUUGGGAUCGUGCUCGGAAAUACAGUCGGGAUCUCAAUGACCGCCAUGAAUCUUAUAGUAGCGUUCUGUUUGUUUAAUUCUGGAAUGAACUUUUUUAUAUAUGGUAUGAAAAACAAAGACUUCUACCGUGCGUAUCGUCGGAUGUUGUGUUCUGAACGGUUCCGUUACUCUGAACGCUCGGACACAGCCGCCAGGUCCGCUUCAGGCAAUGAACUGAUACAUACGUGAUACCGCGUGGAUAGUACGGUGACACCAUUCAAAAUGCAGUGUACACGAUACGGAGAUGCAGAAAUGGAGUCACGAUGGAGUCACGAUGCAACAUGGAUGGUACGGUGAUGCAUAAUUGAUACAACAUGGAAGAUACGUCGAUGCAUGAUCGAUACAUGGAUGAUACGGUGAUGCAUAAUUGAUACAACAUGGAUGAUACGGUGAUGGAUAAUGGAUGGUACGCUGAUGCAUAAUUAAUACAACAUGGAUGAUACGGUGAUGGAUAUUGUAUACAUGGAUGAUACGCUGAUGCAUAAUUGAUACAACAUGGAUGAUACGAUGAUGCAUAAUUGAUACAACAUGGAUGAUACGAUGAUGCAUAAUUGAUCCAACAUGGAUGAUACGAUGAUGCAUUUUUGAUACAAUAAGGAUGGAACGGUGAUCGACUCACGAUACAGCAUGGAUGGUACGGUGUAUAUGUCGCAGCGAUACAGACAUGAUGCGAGGAUAUAGUGAGGAUAAUGACUGAUACGUUUUCCCGAUACACCAUGGAUGAUACGGUGUGUAUGUCACAGUCACAGUGAUACAGGCAUGAUACGAUAUAAUGAUACAGAGUGGAUAUUACGAUGAUACACAGGAUUCAGUUAGAUGAUAACGACACACUAUCGUCGUCGUCACACAUUAUAGCUAAAAUGGAUAGAAUAAUCAUUAAUGUUUUCAGCAUGUUAUCAGAUUUGCUUUGCUUGUUGUUUAACGCAGCACUCAUCAAUAUUCCAGCUAUAUUACAGCGGUCUGUAAAACAAUCGAGUCUGGACCAGACAAUCCAGUGAUUGACAUCAUGAGUAUCGAUCCACGC
Haliotis rufescens (red abalone) is the source of this 2956-nucleotide messenger RNA. Its product is annotated as adenosine receptor A3-like. Gene Ontology annotation, cellular component: membrane; dendrite. The coding region runs from base 1066 to 2121 and encodes 351 amino acids. Gene Ontology annotation, biological process: chemical synaptic transmission; G protein-coupled receptor signaling pathway, coupled to cyclic nucleotide second messenger. The transcript has a single exon. NCBI's taxonomy places the organism in Eukaryota, Metazoa, Mollusca, Gastropoda, Lepetellida, Haliotidae. The record is from RefSeq and is a predicted model, not a curated record. Gene Ontology annotation, molecular function: G protein-coupled serotonin receptor activity; neurotransmitter receptor activity.